AUGGCGUCGUCGUCUACCUCGCUGAAGGCCCUGCUCCGAAACCCAUCCGCCAUUAAAGCGAGAACCCAAGCUCAAGAGCUCCAUGCCCAGCUCCUCAAGGCCACCAUCAACCCCUCAAGCAUCCUCCCUAUCUACGCCAACCUCGGCUUCCCCCAUGAUGCUCACCAGGUCUUCUCUUCCCUCCCCUUCACCUCCACUCUCUCCUUCAUCUCCAUCAUCCGCGCUUCCGCCGCCCAUGGACUCUUUCAUCGAGCAGUAUCUCUCUUCCUCAAAAUGCGGGCCUCCAGCGCGCGCACCGACCACAAUGUCUUCCCUUCUGUUCUCAAGUCCUGCGCUGCUCUGCGUGACCCCAAGCUCGUCGGAUCCGUUCACGGGCUCGUCAUCGUUCUGGGGUAUGUCUCUGAUUUAUAUACUGGUAAUGCUCUCAUGAAUGCGUAUUCAAAGUUGGCUGAUUGCUCACUUGUGCGGAAGAUGUUUGAUGAAAUGCCAAACAGAGACCUUGUUUCUUGGAAUACCUUAAUUGCAGGCAAUGCGGAGAGAGGAUUUUAUGAGGAAGCCCUGGGAAUGGUGAGGGAGUUGAGUGUCAGCUGUUUGAAGCCGGAUUCUUUCACAUUGUCUAGUGUUCUCCCCAUUUUUGCCGAAUAUGUGGAUGUUUCAAAGGGGAUGGAGAUUCAUGGAUUUGCAGUGAGACAUAUGUUUGACACUGAUGUGUUUAUUGGCAGUAGUUUGAUUGAUAUGUAUGCGAAUUGCACCAAGGUGGAAUACUCUCGUCGAGUUUUUGAACUGCUGCCCAAGCCUGAUGCGAUCUCCUGGAAUUCUAUCAUUGCAGGGUCUGUACAGAAUGGGCUUUUUGAUGAGGGUCUAAGUUUGUUUCGCAGAAUGCUUCUUGCGAAAGUCAAGCCAAUGCCUGCAACUUUCUCUAGCAUUAUGCCUGCUUGUUCACAUUUGACUACAUUGCAUCUUGGAAAACAGCUUCAUGGGUAUGUUAUCAGAGGUGGAUUUGAUGACAAUGUGUUUGUGGCCAGCGCUAUUGUCGAUAUGUAUGCUAAAUGUGGGAAUAUAGGAAUUGCAAGGUAUAUAUUUGAUGGAAUUAAGGUACUGGAUAUGGUCUCAUGGACAGCCAUGAUCAUGGGAUAUGCUUUGCAUGGGCCUGUUGAGGAGGCUUUUUCAUUAUUUCAUCGAAUGGAGAAAGAAAAUGGGAAGCCUAACUAUGUGGCUUUUAUUGCAGUUUUAACUGCAUGUAGCCAUGCUGGGUUGAUAGACGAGGCUUGGAGGUAUUUUUGCAGUAUGACUCAGGAUUAUGGGAUUGUUCCUUGUUUAGAGCAUUAUGCAGCUGUUGCAGACCUCCUUGCUCGAGCAGGGAAGUUGGAAGAAGCCUAUGAUUUUAUCUGCAGCAUGCAUAUAAACCCAACUGCAAGUGUUUGGUCAACAUUACUUGGUGCUUGCAGGGUUCACAAGAAUGCUAAUUUAGCGGAGAAAGUGGCUGAGAAAAUCUUUGCACUUGAGCCCAAGAACAUGGAAUCUCAUGUUCUCAUGUCAAACAUCUAUUCUUCUGUGGGUAGAUGGAACGAAGCAGCAAACUUAAGAAUAAUUAUGAAGGAUAAAGGAAUGAGAAAGCAACCGGCUUGUAGUUGGAUUGAAGUUAAGAGCAAGGUUCAUGGAUUUGUGGCUCAUGAUAAAUCCCACCCGUAUUAUGAUCAGAUCAUGGAAACUUGGGAAGUUCUUUUGGAGCAGAUGGAACGUGAAGGGUAUGUACCCAACACUGAGGAUGUUCUUCAUGAUGUGGAUGAAGAGCAGAAGAGAGAUCUUUUGUGUGGUCACAGCGAGAGGCUUGCAAUUGUAUUUGGCAUCAUAAGUACUCCCCCUGGAACUACAAUCCGAGUAACUAAAAACCUUCGUGUAUGCAUAGACUGCCACAUAACUACUAAGUUUAUCUCUAAGAUUGUCGGAAGGGAGAUUGUUGUCAGGGAUUUGAAUCGCUUCCAUCAUUUUAAAGAUGGCAAGUGUUCAUGCGGGGAUUAUUGGUAAUUGUCAAGUGCAGCUGAAUGACGCCAUUUAUUGGAGGUUCCAUGUCUCAAAUGAUUCCUGAGGAUACCAUUUCAGCUCAGGGUGCUGGUUUAUAUUCUUUAUUAUUGAGAAAAAGUCAAAAAGGGUUGCUUCUCGAAAGUCUCCAUUUCAUUGUAGAGCUUCAGGCCAACACUGAAUGCCCAAGAGAGACUUUUUCUUUUUAGGCUAAUGGACGUAGGCUUUGGAAAAUUCUGUGGUUGUCAAGAACACAUGUUGGCUUCAUUGGAACUUGAUAGUGGCCAGAUCUAAGAAGCGGAAGAUAAAAUUCUGUGGAUGAAAGAAGCUUCUGUCGGACUGAUAUCAGCGCAGACAGACCUCCCAAGCUCAUCUUGCAUGUCGGCCACAACCACCUUGGCGCCGUGUUUACAGAAGAGUCUGGCAGUGCUCUCGCCAAUGCCACUGGC
This is a messenger RNA of Dioscorea cayenensis subsp. rotundata (Guinea yam), 2471 nucleotides long. RefSeq names its product putative pentatricopeptide repeat-containing protein At3g23330. Lineage: Eukaryota; Viridiplantae; Streptophyta; Magnoliopsida; Dioscoreales; Dioscoreaceae. Gene Ontology annotation, molecular function: zinc ion binding; protein binding; RNA binding. Gene Ontology annotation, biological process: RNA modification. The transcript has 3 exons. The coding region runs from base 1 to 2028 and encodes 675 amino acids. The record is from RefSeq and is a predicted model, not a curated record.